UAGUUCUUUUCAAAAACAAAAUUCGGUAGCGACGAGUGUCUUGAAGGUGAGUUGUGCUCCUUAAAAUAAACAAAUAAAUCGUGAGACAAACGCAGGUCAAGGAAUGGACGUGAUGAUCCUGGAAAUACGCGGCCGGUAUAUCAUGAGGGAUGAUGGAGUUUUCCUCUUCAGUCAUGCACAAAACUUCGGCUUGUCUCGUCGGGUCUUUGGCCCUCGUCUGCUUCGUCAUCUGGGCCCUGGGGGACGUCGCGAAACGGCAAAGCCUCUACCUGCCGACCAGGGUACAAGUAUACGGGGAUUCGCUAUUUCUGACUCUGCCAAAAUACAGGUCGGACUCGCCUAAACAGAGCUUCAGCUUGGGACAAGCGACGCAAAGCGGACUCACCGCUUUUCCGAACAAGGCAGCGCACAAAAGCGGAUUGAUCGCCAACGCCGUCGACUUGCAACUGGAUUCCAGAGGGACUCUGUGGGUUCUCGACUCGGGUGUUGUCGAUACAUUGAGAACUCCGCGUAAAACCGGUAAUGCUAGCAUUUUAGCAUUAGAUGCUGAUUCUGGGAAGAUAAACCAAAUCAUUAAUCUUGGUGAUUUGGUUCCUGGACGCGCUCAAUAUCUCUCCAUAGAGGAAACUAAAUCUGGAACCAGAUUUUUGUAUGUGAGCGAUGGUCCUUCGAGGAGCAUUGCAGUCUGGGAUGUUAAAGCAAAUAAAGGGCAUAGGGUUCUUCUCCCUGAACGGACAAUGCCGAAAAUCAGACCAAAGGUGUUGUACACAUCUUUGGUCGGGUCAAGAUUAUACUUCACUUAUUUCGGAGGUUCCGAGCUAUUUUACAUCGAGACAAGCGGCCUGAGGAAAGGCGGCAUUGUGAAAAUCGUCGGAAGGAAAGACCCGAGAAUGGUCUUCCUUGGAUCUGCCGGCUAUGAAAUAAUCUUCAGGCUAGCUGGUGAAAAAGAAGUUCUAUCCUGGGAUACGAGAAACCCCCUUGACGGCGAGCACAUUUCCGUCCUGGACCUGGGGGAUGCGAAAAAAAAUGCAAUGGCUGCAGUUCCAAACUACGGUUAUGUUUGGGUAUUGGAAACAGACGUAAAAUCAUUUUUAAAAGGAAAACAGCCUGAGCAUAGUUUUAGGGCUUUAAAUGCAACCAAGGGAAAUUAAAUAUGAUUGAACAUCACGAAACAAUUGGCCUUUAAAAAAUUUAAACAAAUGGAAAAUUUCAAUAUUUUGAAUGUGCCAUAUAAAAUUUUUAAGCAAUACGAAGUG
Molecule: messenger RNA, 1256 nt
Organism: Cimex lectularius (bed bug)
Lineage: Eukaryota; Metazoa; Arthropoda; Insecta; Hemiptera; Cimicidae
Exons: 3
Coding region: 150-1151 (333 amino acids)
Cellular component (GO): extracellular region
Source: RefSeq, a predicted model, not a curated record